Molecule: messenger RNA, 8002 nt
Organism: Meriones unguiculatus (Mongolian gerbil)
Lineage: Eukaryota; Metazoa; Chordata; Mammalia; Rodentia; Muridae
Gene: Rbm28
Product: RNA binding motif protein 28
Exons: 19
Coding region: 87-2372 (761 amino acids)
Molecular function (GO): RNA binding
Source: RefSeq, a predicted model, not a curated record
GGCGCGCUCUUCCGGCCGGAGCUCAUCCCUGGGCUGGCUCGCGCUCGUGCGGUUCUCUCGUGGCCUCGCAGGCGUUUCCCGGCCUCAUGGCCGGUCUGACUCUCUUUGUGGGCCGCCUCCCGCCCUCGGCUCGCAGUGAGCAGCUGGAAGAGCUGUUCAGUCAGGUGGGUCCGGUGAAGCAAUGCUUCGUGGUGACCGAGAAAGGGAGUAAGGUGUGCCGAGGCUUUGGCUAUGUUACAUUCUCCAUGCUUGAAGAUGUUCAGAGGGCUGUCAAGGAGAUCACUACCUUUGAAGGUUGCAAGAUUAACGUGACUGUUGCCAAGAAAAAACUGAAGAACAAGUCCAAGGAAAAGAGAAAAAAUGAAAAUUCAGAGUCUCCGAAGAAGGAACCAAAGCCCAAAAAAGCCAAAGUGGCAGAUAAGAAAGCCAGAUUAAUUAUCCGGAACCUCAGCUUCAAGUGUUCAGAAGCUGACUUGAACGCAGUAUUUGCUCACUUUGGAACUGUUCUGGAAGUGAAUAUCCCAAGGAAGCCAGAUGGAAAGAUGCGUGGUUUUGCUUUUGUUCAGUUCAAAAACCUCCUUGAAGCAGGAAAAGCGCUCAAAGGCAUGAAUAUGAAAGAGAUAAAAGGACGGACUGUGGCUGUGGACUGGGCUGUGGCAAAGGACAAAUACAAAGAUACUCAGCCUGCUUCUGCCCCAGGUGGAAAGAAAAGCAGUGAGCAGAAGCAUCAGGAAUCAGGUAAAAAGAAUGGCAAAGUGGAAGAAGAAGAAAAAGAAAAAGAAGAAGAAGAAGAAGAAGAAGAAGAAGAAGAAGAAGAAAGUGAUGAUGAUGAAGAUGAUAAUGAUGAGGAGAGAAGUAGAAAAUCAACAGUGACCACGCAUGUGAAAAGUCAGAAGGGAGCAGUCAAGAGAGCAGAUCCUGAAGAAAGCUGCGAGGAAGAGCAUUCUGAGGACAGUGACCUGAAGGAGGGAGGCAGCAGCGAUGAUGAAGGAGCUGUGCAGAGUGACAGCAGUGCUGAAGAACAGGAGGAGGAAGACGUUCCAGUGUCAAAGAAAAAGAAGAGGAAGUUACCCUCAGAUGUGAACGAAGGGAAAACUGUUUUUAUCAGAAACCUUUCGUUUGACUCAGAAGAAGAGGAGCUUGGGGAAAUCCUCCAGCAAUUUGGUGACCUUAAGUAUGUGCGAAUAGUCUUGCACCCAGACACCGAGCAUUCUAAAGGCUGUGCAUUUGCACAAUUCAUGACUCAGGAAGCAGCUCAGAAAUGCCUUGCAGCUGCCUCUCCAGAAGCUGAGGGUGGUGGGCUUAAACUGGACGGCCGGCAGCUCAAGGUUGACUUGGCUGUGACCCGUGAUGAGGCAGCAAAGCUUCAGACAAAGAAGGUGAAGAAGCCAACAGGAACACGGAACCUCUAUCUGGCCCGCGAAGGCUUGAUCCGUGCUGGGACGAAGGCUGCCGAGGGUGUGAGCGCUGCAGACAUGGCCAAACGCGAGCGGUUUGAGCUGCUGAAACAUCAGAAACUCAAGAAUCAGAAUAUCUUUGUCUCCCAGACCAGGCUUUGCCUGCACAACCUCCCAAAGGCCGUGGAUGAUAAACAGCUAAGAAAGCUGCUGCUGGCUGCCACGAGAGGAGAGACGGGGGUCUGCAUUAAGGAGUGUAGAGUGAUGCGGGACCUUAAAGCCGUCAAUGGAAAGACGAAGGGCCAGUCCUUGGGCUAUGCCUUUGCAGAGUUUCAGAAGCAUGAGCAUGCCCUCAGAGCCCUCCGCCACAUCAACAACAACCCGGAAAUCUUUGGACCUCAGAAGAGACCGAUCGUGGAGUUCUCUUUAGAAGACCGAAGGAAACUUAGAGUGAAGGAGCUGAGGAUGCAGCGCAGCCUGCAAAAGAUGGGCUCUAAGCCUGGAACCAGUAAGCCCCAAAAGGAGCAAGAAGAACUUGGCAAGGAGCAGCAGCGAGCAGCUCAGAGUGCCACGCAGGAGCAAAGUAAGGCUUCUGGGGAGCAGAAAGGGAAGGCCGGCCCCACAUCGUGGGCAGGGUUCCAGACCAAGGCUGAAGUGGAGCACGUGGAGCUGCCUGAUGGGAAGAAGAGAAGAAAGGUCCUGGCGCUCCCUUCACACCGAGGCCCCAAAAUUAGGCUGCGGGACAAAGGCAAGGUGAAGUCCCUUCCUUCUAAGAAGCCGAAGGUCCAGACAGGCCAGCGGAAGCAAAGGCAGCAGCAACGGUUAGCUUCCUCCCUGCAGGCCCCUAAGAAAAAAGCUAAGGAAAAUAAGGCAGAAGCCCACUUCAACCGGCUGGUCGAACAAUAUAAGCAGAAGCUGUUGGGCCCUUCUAAAGGAGCGCCCCUUAUGAAGAGAAGCAAAUGGUUCGAUAGUUGAUGCCACCUGCAGACUGUAAGAAAGCCGUGUUUUUCACUGCAAGAAAGCCAUGCUUUUCGCUAAAGGAAGAGGACCCCAGCUGAUAGCCCCCGCUGCUGUCUCUGUGGGUUGUGUACACUCUUGUUCCUUCUCCAGUGUGGGGUUGGGUAGCACAAAGGAACACCUGAAAAGCACUAUGGCGUUCUUGCAACAUGCCCAUGUUACUGCUGUGUGUGUAAUUGCACCUCACUUCUCUUCUCUUCUCAAAUGGAGACUAUUGUAACAAAGUGAUUUGGAGUACUGAAUUUGAAAGGUGGGUAUUUUGUUAUGGAGUCUGUAAAUGAGGAACUAACUUUUUGGAUGGGUUGGAUGGGUCUCGUUUUUAAUAUACAAAAAUACAUUAUUUAUGAGGUGGUUUUUUUUUUCUCUCUAAAUAAACCCUUUGAACAUUUUUAAUUUGGUUACGUAGUCAGCAAGAGCUAAGAACAGAGAAGAGCUACAUACUAUGGUCUCUGUAUGGGGGACAAAUGCAAACAGCUGACGGCAGUGGCCUGGCCCCAAGCAGCACCUGAGCAGUGUCUGCCCCUGGAGGGGAGCGGCCGGCUGGCCACCCGACCAAGGGUGAUCCAGAUGUAUUCCCCAGGGCCUGCGGUGGGCAGCGCAGUGAGCAUGAGGCGCUAAACUAAGGGCCCAGGUGUGGGAGAGUAUCAGAUUAAUCAUACUAAAUAAUGAAUUUACAUGUUGUCCUGGUUGUUCCCUGCCCUACAUGCCUUCUGAAGAUUGCUCUUACCGUUCUUCCUCUUUUCUAAAGAAAGCUGGGGCAGAGGGUGGGACUAUUACAGAGUCAAGGUCCACAAGGACCCGACGUGUGAAAAUUGGGCCAUUGUGAAAGAGGAAAGUCAGUAGAGGCAAACAAAUCCCUGCACUGUACACGUUGAUGCAAGAUGUGGAGUCGAUUGAUUCUGCCACCCCAGAGCCUCGUGUCUGUCCCUGUGGCCUGGGAGCAUUUCCUUGGGAUCUUCUGUCUCUCAGAUCCCCACUGAGCCAUCAGCUCUGCUGGUGCUUCCCCGGGUAGCUGAAGUAGGGCUCUUACCUCCUUCCCUACUCCUAACUGGAUUCUCGUGCCUGUUUGCUUUCUCCUGGUACUAAUCACCAUCCACAAUUGUCUGCCUGUUAAAACUGCUCUGAGAGAUUUUCUCUUGUCCGCCCUUACUCAGAUAUGUCCGGUUACCAACUCUGGCACAUAGUGGGUAUGGAAUAAGUAAUUACUGAAUGGGAAAAAUAAGAAAGGAAAAGGAGCGAUGGUAGUCCAUAGAAAAGAGAAGGCUGAGAAUGUAGGUCAGCCUGUGUCCUUGUCCUAAUGCAUUGCUUUAAAGGAUCCCUCCCAGAACAUUGCUGAGCCAGGCAUAGAGCUGUUUCAUGGUAGUAUCUUGGAAACCGCGUAGUGCCCUUGAUGUUCUAGAGGUAGCGAAGGAGAAAUCAUGAAAACAGAUGCUUUAGAGGUAUCCCAGGCCAGGUGCUGUCUUUAGGAUCAGUUGGAGACAGUGACAGGAGGUUGAACAUUCUUACAAGUCCCCAGCAAUACAUCUGUCCUAGGGACGGGGUAGGCGCCCCACAGAGAGUGUCAGAAUGGCCACAACCUGCCUGUCAGUUGAUCUGUUCUCCCUUAGCCUACUCGGUCUGCUUGCCAGACGCCUUUCCUCCAGUGCACGUAUACCCCUAAUAUUUGAAAAUGUAUCUUAACAUUUAGCAUUACAAAAAAUUGCUGUUUUUUUAGAGAUUAUUGCCAGAUUCUCCUAGUCCAGAUAUUUCUCUUUAGCAACACUGUGUGUUAAAACAUCAGUCAGUUGCUUGGAAAGCUAUUGCACAGUUCUUUAAGUGCUUUGAGGACGAGUUAUCCUGUUUCUCAAUGACCAGACUCCAUAUAUGGUGUCUUCUUUGAGACAUCUUCCCUGGGGCUCCUCAGGCAGCUCCUCGGCCUCUUGCCAUGCGGGUGGCAAUGUAGGGGAAAUCGUGCUUCCCUUUCCAGACGCGUGUUUCUCAAUUAGCGUGAGGGCUGACUUCCACAUUGCUUGGUGAAUAAGAGCAAGCAUUUGUGUUAGCAUCCAAGACUAAAGGUCACAGUGAGAAUGACCAAGUUUCAUCUGUCUUUUCUUGUUUGGUUGUGCACUCGCUGGGCUGGCUCAGAGGUUAGCGCUCUAAGAGGAGAAUCUUACCGUAGGCAGCCUUUUGUGGGCCUUACUUUUCCUUAGAUAGGGUUUUGAGUUCCUGCUCUGUAGUGAGCCUGUGGCAGGGAAUACGUUUCAGCUAUUGUAGAAACAAGAACCAUGGUUUCUUCUAGAAUCCUAGAGCACGUGCUUCCUUGAGAGACAGUCACAUGUCUGAACAAUGGGGCUCCUCAGACCUGCUUCUUCAGUCCAUCUUCUCCCUUUUGUGCGUGUCACAGAUCGUGCUUAGACAAACCAGGAUGGCUAGUAAUACAAUCUUUUGGGACCAAUGCCAUGGUGUCCUUCAUUGACUGAAAUGUUAAGUGACACACAGCUAUAUUUCCAAGUGUCAUAGUAAAUAAAAAAUGAAUGUUGGGCUAUAUAGUGUUUAUUAUUAGCCCUAACAUUAUCACGGCAGCAUUAUUUAACCUGCUAUCACAAAUAAUAAGACACAGACACCUGUCAGAUUUAUAAUAGCCUUAUUUACCUUGGGCCGGGCAGAUAUUUCUACCUCACCCUUUACCUCUCAGGCCCAUCCGAUGGCAUCGCAUUAAUCAUGCUCAUCUCAACUAUCUUCUAUCCAUAAUCAUAAUCUUAUGAAUACCUGCUUGUAUUCUUCAUCUGGGCCUUUCCACAUGAUGAUUUGAGUCCUUUCUCCUAGCCUAUGUGGUUUCUUCUCCAAGAUAACCCAUUGUGGCAUCCUCCUUCUCUUCCUUUCUAUUCAUUUCCCCUGAUUCUCUUGAACCCAAAAGCCUGGGAACUUCAGCUAUGCCUGCCUUGUUCUGCCCUGCCCAGGUAUAGGCCAUUUAAUCAGCCAAUCAGGCAUGUCUAAGGCAGGUUUACACAACAAGGAUGGGUGUAAUCAGAUCUUAAGGGCCAGUAACACCCAUCACACCAACCUCCAACACCAAGCAUGCUUUUAUGCUUUGGUCUUUUGUUUGUUUUGUUUUAUCUAUGUAUCUCUGGCUGUCCUAGAACUCACAGAGAUCCCCCUGCCUCUGCCUCCCAAGUGGUAGGAUCAAAGGCAUGCGUCACCACUGCCUGGAUGUUUUUAUCUUGAAAAGAAGUUUUCCUGGUUAUAAUUUAGAGCCCAGAACCUCAAGGCUCCAAAGAGCUUCUUCUCAUCCAUUUGGCCUUCAGUUGUCUGGGGAGACGGAUGGUCAGCUUUACUACAGUGAGCACAGAUGCUGAGUCAGCCUAGGACACAUACACCUGCAGUCUCGGCUCUCUGGCUGCCCUCACUAGCCAGUUUCCUGCUUGAUAUCAUUUCAGCUCACAGUGGCAUGUGUGACAAGUACUGGUCACUUUUGCCAUAUGAGGAGCAAGUGUGCUCAUACAACCUGGAACAUUCCCUCACUUGUUUGCAGACAGCUCUUCCAUGACUAAAUCCAUGCUGGCAUGGCACUGCAGGAUGCUGAGACAAGUUUGUAUUUAGUUCAUCUCCGCCCCCGCUUUCCACUCACCUCUAACUGACUUGGUAAGAGCCAGGGAGUAGAUUUUCAGAUUUCUUGUUGACUACUGUAGCUGUCAUGCACACAGAUUAUCUACUUGGCUUCUGAUUCGGAGCUGUGAUUGGCUGCAGACCCUGGCUGGAGGCAGGUUGAUGAAGAAGGAGUAAACUGGGUAGGCUGGUGGACACUUCUGGGAACCAGUUCUGAGAAGGAAACUACUAAGUUUCCAAAAAGACCUUUUGGUUCAUCCUGAAUGUAGUGUGUUGAUAAGCGUUGAGUCUGGUUGUCCCUGAAUAGACGACACGUCUGCGCUGUCCAGGGCUGUCAUCGAGCAGGUGCCUUCGCUGCACCAUCUGCCUUGAACACUCACCUGGACAUAGGGUGGGGACACCAUCUUUGUCCUUGAAAGCAAGAGUUAUAGUUUAUGUUUUCAUACAGACCCCAGUGCCUAACAUGGAUUUAGUCAUAGCAGAGGCUUGUAUACUCCUGUGAGCUCUCGGGGUCGAUCCAAGGCAUAGCCGGGCGUGUGGAGGAUGGCAGAACCAUUCUCUAAAGUGAUGUCAGUAAAACCUGAGUAAGAAGUGAACAAUAAUGAAGAUAGUGCUCACAGGCUGAGUAUGUAGUGUGUGUGUGUCUGUUUUCUCCUCUUACUCAGUCUUAUUCCCUCUGUAUUAGGUACUUUGAAAACAGCAUUUCUUCUUUCUCUCUUACACUGUUGGCUGGGCCCCUGUCUACCAGCACCUCCUUUAGAUGUUGUUUAAUUUGUCCGAAGAGCUUGUCCAAUUCUAUCUUCCUGUCACCCAGAGCUAGAUGGUGAGGGCCGAACACAGGCAGCUCAGCGCCAAGUAACUGUCAAAUGUCUCUUCUCUGAGUCAGUCUCCCCAGCUCUCCUUUUUCCUUUUCUUCUUCUCUGGGCCUGCCAAAUACAUCCACUUCAGCCAUGAGAGAGUAAAGCUGAGCCGUGCAUGCUCCCACAGGAAUCACGCUGUCUUUGUGUUCUUUUUUUUUUUUUUUUUUUUUCAGAACAUAUGAAGAUGACUUUUAAUAACCUGAAGGAUAAAAAAAAAAAUAUGGAACGCUUCACGAAUUUGCGUGUCAUCCUUGCGCAGGGGCCAUGCUAAUCUUCUCUGUAUCGUUCCAAUUUUAGUAUAUGUGCUGCCGAAGCGAGCACUGUCUUUGUGUUCUAAUCCAGUUGGGGAGGAUGCUGUGAAAGCACAUCAGACCACGCAUGGCCUGAGGUCCGGAGCCUGGUCCCCUAACGCGAAAGCACCGGGCUUCUGGGAACAGUAGAGGCUUAGUUAUUUCAAAGAUGGGCUUUAUGGCUGGCUGCAGUAGCGCACGCCUGUACUCCUAACACUCAGGAGGCAGAGGCAGGCAGAUCUCUGAGUUCAAGGCCAGCCUGGUCUACAAAGGGAGUCCAGGACAGCCAGACUAUGCAAAGAGACCCUGUUUCGGGGCGGGGUGGAGGAGAGUGAGCUUUACACCAAGAAAAUGAACAGCUCACCCAAUCAGCACGAGGAGGCAGGCAUGCUGGCCAGUGCCCCCGGAGGCAUGUGUCUUGCCCUUUGUGGGACAGCGGCUGAGAUGGCAGCCCUAUGCCAGGGGCACCCUGGAUGGUACUUCCAUUCUGAACCCAUCAGUGGGAGGAGCUCCUGAGGUUUUCUUCCAGAAGGUAAAUCAACUCUGAACCACUUUACAUGUCCUCUCCUGGCCAGUAGCCAUGUCACUCAGUGACUUGAGUGACUGCUUAGGGCAGUAGGAACCAGACAUUUGUCUGAUGGUGUUGCAUCAAGGAUGAGUUGCACCCAGAGGUUCCCUGCAGACACAAGAGUGGCAAAUGGCAAAGGCAUCCUGUCAAAACCGGCCAAUUAUGCAGAAGUUUCAAUGAAAAACAUUGUAUAUUAUUAUGUGUAAAUUGUAUAUAGCAUAUUUUUUAAAAAUUAAAAUUUUAUGAAACUGUAAAAUUACAAUAAACUUAUUGCAUACAUUUUAA